Molecule: messenger RNA, 3880 nt
Organism: Salarias fasciatus (jewelled blenny)
Lineage: Eukaryota; Metazoa; Chordata; Actinopteri; Blenniiformes; Blenniidae
Gene: pcnx4
Product: pecanex 4
Exons: 10
Coding region: 1-3651 (1216 amino acids)
Cellular component (GO): membrane
Source: RefSeq, a predicted model, not a curated record
AUGGUCAGAAUGGGGCCAGAUGUGCCCCUUCUUAAUGAAUACAAGCAGGAGUUCUUCUGGAAGCGCUUCCCUCAAACAGUGUUGGGGGGUCCACGCUUCAAGUUGGGCUACUGUGCACCGCCGUAUGUGUACGUCAAUCAGGCCGUCCUGUUCUUGACGCCAUGGCUGUUUGGGGGCGUUGGCACCCUGCUGUGCCAGCUGCAGCUCCUCCAGGAGCUCCACGCCGCCGUGCUCUCCGGCAUGCUGAUGUUCGGGGCGGCGGCCGGCGUGCAGGCCCUGGCGCUGUACGCUGCCCGCAGGAACGGCGCCGUGGAGAGACUUGGCGCUCCCAACGUCCUGGUUGAUGAGGAGGAGGUGGAAUUCACCCACUGCGUCAGUGCUGAGACGGUCCGGUUCAUCGCCCCCGGGAAGCGGUUUGGGCUGAACGUGCUGCUGCACACGGUGCUGGCCGGAGUGCUCUGUGGCUUCGGGACGUGGUAUGUGUUCCUCGACCGGCUGACUGCUCUCUACGGAAGCAUCGGAGUGUCCCUGGUGGUCUUCGUCCUGAGCUGGGUGACAGUGUGCAUCGCUGAGUACUCCCUCAUUGUCAACACCGCCACAGAGACGGCCACUUUCCAGGCACAGGACACUUACGAGAUCACCCCGCUCACCCGGCCCCUCUACAUCUUCAUUUUCAUCGCUGUGGACUUAGCAGAACGGUUCUCCGACCCGGUCCCUGAGCUCCAUUUAGCCAGCCAGGUCCUGCAUGUGCUGUUCCUCUUCCUACCUCUGCUGUGGGCCUUGGGGAUCCUGCCCCCCCUGGACGCGCUGCUCCUCUGGGGCAUGGAGCAGGCUCUCGUGUUCGGCUUGGGAGGUUCGCCCAUGUCGAGUAACCUCAGGCUGCUGCUGAUGUUUGGCGUGUCUGCCGGCGUCGCCGUGUGUAAUUACUUCAUCCCGUCCACGCUGGGCGUGGUCCUCUUCUCCAUCUCGACGGGCUUUCUGCUCAGCCUGGACCUCAGCCAGGUUGGCUCGCUCUGCGGAGGAUCCAGGGCCGCCUUCAGGGAGCGGGGGCUGCGCAGAGGCGGGUCACCACCUCCUCCUCUCAGCUCUUUCGGCUGGAGUCUGGGCUGCAGGGAGCUGCUGCUAUAUUUGAGCCUGUUACUGGUGGCGAUGGUGGAGGCGGGGCUGCUGCAUCACUUCCUGGGUUCAGCUCAGUCCCAGAGUUUGGUUUUAGGACCUCAGGCUCCUGUCAGCUACCUCCUGCUUGUACUCUUUGGCCUCUGCUGGGCUCUGAGGGAGGUUCAGGGGGCCUAUGUUUUUGGAGGUGUGUUCCUCAAUCCCCUGUACCCCAAAGGCAUGUCCAGCGUCCAGACUUUCCAGCAAAGAAACAAAGGAUUGUACAUUUCUGCUGCAAUCAGAAGAGUUCUUCUUUAUCUUGUGUCUCCAUUUGCAAUGAUCGCUUUCCUGUCUAUGGACAAGUCUCUGGAGCCGCUCCACACGGUUUCCCUCAGCGUGGGCUUCACACGAGCCUUCAGAGUGGUGUGGCAGAGCUCGGAGGACGCGCUGCUCCAGAUGGUGCUGGUGAUCCUGGUGCGACUGGCAGCUGGGAGCUACGAGCUGCCGGGCUGGGACGGCCUGGGGACCGGAGUGCAGCUCCUCCUGGUCGGCCUCCUGCUGGACAGACUGACCCAGUUCAUGGCCAAGCUGAAGUUCUCCCUCACCGUGUUGGUCACGUCGUGGACGGAGAAGAAGCAGCGGCGUCAGUCCGCCGGGACCCUGCUGGCCCUGAACGCCUCGCUGUGCCCGCUGCUGCUGGCCGUGGUCACGCUCUCCGCUCUGCUUUCGGCCCCUCUGCUGCCCCUCUUCACCCUGCCCAUCUUCCUGGUGGGGUUCCCGCGGCCGCAGCGGAGCUGGCCCGGCCCCGUCGGCACCGCCUGCCCCUGCCCAGACUCCAUCUUCUACCAGCAGAUGAGCGGCAGCCUGGCCUCGGCUCUGAGGACGGCCUUCGCCAGAGGAUCGCUGGGAUGUUUAGCCCCGGGCUCGCAUUUUCUGGGCCGCUUUCAGGACCGCAUGGUUUGGAUAAUGAUCCUGGAGAGAGGCUACGGCUACUGCACGGUCAACAUCAAGGGUCUGGAGCUGCAGGAGACGUCGUGCCACACGGUGGAGGCGCGCCGGGUGGACGAGGUGUUCGAGGCCGCCUUCGAGCGGCCCGAGCGCCUCGGCUUCACGCAGGGCCUCAACCUGCACUGGGGCAACGCGCUCACCCCCUGCGCUGCGCUGGCCGUGCGGGUCUACUCCGACGCCAGGAACGUGCUCUCCGGCAUCAUCGACUCCCACGACAACCUGAGGAAGCUCCAGGACGACUUCAUGAAGGCCCUGAUCUGGCUGCUGCUGCGCUGCUGCGUGCAGAAGCACAAAGGCUUCCUGUGGAGCAGCGACGAAGGCUCGGGCGUCGGAGGCGCGAAGUCUCAGUCGUCGCAGCUCCCGCAGACGGCGUGCAACCCGCCGCCCGAGGCCGUGGUGGUGGAGUCCAACGUGUCCUCGCUCCGGUUCAGGCAGGACAGCUCCAGCCUGACGUCCUUCGGGGACUGGUCGGACGAGGACGACCUGUUCGGGCCCCAGCCGGCCAGACGGACGGUGGCGUUAGUGACGGCGGAGGCGCAGUCCGGACACACGGCGCUGCAGACGGGCGCCUCGCUGCCGGGCUCCGUGGAGAUGGACAGCCUCUUCGAGAACAUGGCGCUGUCGGCCCUGCAGCCGCUGCAGCCGCUGGGCCUGGGCAUCGGCAUGCCGGCCGUGGACAAAGGCCGGAACGCCGAGGUGUUCAGGGACAGCCCCGGCUCGCUGCCCCCUCUGAACUUCAGCUGCCCGCAGUCGGAGGUCUUCAACCUGCCGGCCGUGUGGAGGACGGCCCCCCUGCUGCCGUCCCGCCUGCUGGCUCUCCGGCCUCUGUUCCCAGAGGAGUGGUUCCGGUUCAGCCUGGGCCGCUUCGGGCCCGCCGUGCAGAGCGAGACGUCGGAGGACAUGACGAAAGCCCUGAAGGAGGACGACGUCCUGAAGGAGCUCCACGUGCAGGUCGCCCUGUCCUGCCUCGUCUCGCUGGGGGCGGAGUCGGCCUUCACCAGCCCCAGCUACGUCUACAGGCUCUACUGUGGAGACGUUCCCUGGACAGACGGACUCGACUGGCUGUCCUCCAGCAAAGAGCUUUACCAGCUCACACUUCAGGCAUUCAGGUUCAGUUUCAAGCUGCUGUUCGAUCAAGCGAGCCUGGGGCCGAUGGAGAGCCCCGAGGAGCUGUUCAGCACCCUGGAGGAGUACGAGCGGGACUGGUACAUCGGCCUGGUGUCUGAGAAGGGCUGGCACGACAGUGUCCUGCAGGAGAAGCCCUUCCUCUUCUCUCUGGGACACGACCUGACCAUGGGUACCUACACCGGCCGGGUCCUGUCCCUGCAGGAGCAGCUGGUCCAGGUGGGCCGUCUGAACGGGGAGGGCGUGCGGGGCCAGUGGGCCAACCUGUCCUGGGAGCUGCUGUACGCCACUAACGACGACGAGGAGCGCUACAGCAUCCAGGCGCACCCCUUCAUGCUGCGAAACCUGACGGUGCAGGCGGCAGACCCCCCUCUGGGAUACCCCAUCUACUCCUCCGCCCCGCUGCACUUCCCCUGCCUCUGACGCCACAGGGCGACCGCGACCCCUUCAGGAUUCACCGCUGAAACGGCCGAGUUCAACACUUCAGGAGAGAGAUGAGGAAGCUAAAGCUCAGCUCCCGACACACACACACACACACGUAGAUUAUCAUCUGCGUCGUUUUUCAUAUCAGUUUAUUAUCAGACUGCUGGAAGUCAUUGAGGUUUAAGCAAAGACUGAAAAAAAAAAGAUUGUAAAAAAGUGGCGGCUCACC